AACAUUUUUACGCUUUCCUUUAUUAGAGCUAAAUAAUCUUUACAGAAACGUUUCACAACCCUAAACGCAAACGCGAUCUCUGGCACUGCUGACGUUUGUGGUCGAUUGGACUAAGUUACGAGAUUGGUGAAGUGUCUGAUUUACAAACUUUUUAUUCUCUCAAACAAACUCUGACGCGCGUCACGUGACGGUUGAAACAGACUGAUGACUGAUCAUGACACAACCAAAGGAGGAAUAUAAGGAUGGCAAUUCUCUGGAGCCGUUUGAAGUGAGAAGUAAAGAUAAGGCGCUCGUGAUGAUUCAGGAACAGAAGAUCAGAGGGAAGAAAUCUCAUUACUGCUCAGAAUGUGGAAAGAGUUUCACCCUGAAAGCCCAGUUAACAAGACACACGAGCAUCCACAGCGGACAUAAACCCUUCCAGUGUUCCCAGUGUUCAAAGUCCUUCAGAACCGCAGACAACCUGCAGGAGCAUUCGCACAAACACACCGGAGAAAAGCCACACGAGUGCCAUCAAUGUGGAAAGAGCUUCUUACGACCAGGGAGACUUGAAGUUCACAGGAGAGUUCACACUGGAGAAAAACCUCAUAAAUGUGUUCAGUGUGGAAAGAGUUUCAAAAGCACGAGUGAACUGAAGGGUCACGCGCUCAUACAUGCGGGACAGAAGCGCUUUCACUGUGGUAAAUGUGAAAAGAGUUUCACCCGCAGUGGACAGUUGACUAGACACAUGCGUUUACACACCGGUGAGAAACCUUACCAGUGUAAACAGUGUAAGAAGUGUUUCUCACGAGCAGAACACCUCAGAGGACACCUCAGUGUUCAUACAAAAUGAACACACAGAGCAAAGUAUUUAAAAAAGUAUUAAAAGGUUUGUUUGAUAAAAGCGGAACAAACAAAUGUAUGGCAAGCCGUUUUAACUUUUAUUCAUUGAGUUCUUGUUAUCAACAAUUCAA
This is a messenger RNA of Misgurnus anguillicaudatus (oriental weatherfish), 950 nucleotides long. RefSeq lists its product as uncharacterized. The record is from RefSeq and is a predicted model, not a curated record. Lineage: Eukaryota; Metazoa; Chordata; Actinopteri; Cypriniformes; Cobitidae. Gene Ontology annotation, molecular function: DNA-binding transcription factor activity, RNA polymerase II-specific; RNA polymerase II cis-regulatory region sequence-specific DNA binding. Gene Ontology annotation, biological process: regulation of transcription by RNA polymerase II.